Messenger RNA from Gambusia affinis (western mosquitofish), 3560 nucleotides. It is a transcript of the gene hrasb, whose product is annotated as HRas proto-oncogene, GTPase b. Gene Ontology annotation, molecular function: GTPase activity; GDP binding; GTP binding. Gene Ontology annotation, cellular component: plasma membrane. Gene Ontology annotation, biological process: Ras protein signal transduction. Bases 333 to 902 code for a protein of 189 amino acids. The record is from RefSeq and is a predicted model, not a curated record. The transcript is spliced from 6 exons. NCBI's taxonomy places the organism in Eukaryota, Metazoa, Chordata, Actinopteri, Cyprinodontiformes, Poeciliidae.
AGCUGGGCGUGGGCUCUGUACUCCUCAUCUCCUUUGCUCCGCUCUCACUGUGGAAGCACAUUGUUCUACGCGGGCUCUUCAUACUGAAAACCAGUGAUUCUUUUUUCUGCGUAUUACCUACUGAAAAAUAAAUCAACUACUACAUUGGCAAAUAAAGGAUAUUGAUAACGCGAAGAGACGUUUGGACAGAUCUCAGGAACAUUUUGUUUUUUCAUCUAACUGUGGCAACGGAAUUGAAAGAUUUCUUUCUUCCUCUGCGACUGACGAAACAUCGCUUUUGUCGGUAAUUAGACCUCUGCUCGUUCGUCGCGUUGUGGACGGCAGCGGCAAACAUGACAGAGUAUAAGCUGGUGGUGGUGGGAGCUGGAGGUGUGGGCAAGAGUGCGCUCACCAUCCAGCUCAUCCAGAACCACUUUGUGGACGAAUACGACCCUACUAUAGAGGACUCCUACCGGAAGCAAGUGGUGAUCGACGGGGAGACAUGCUUGCUGGAUAUCCUGGACACUGCAGGUCAGGAGGAGUACAGCGCCAUGAGGGAUCAGUAUAUGAGGACAGGAGAGGGCUUCCUCUGCGUUUUUGCAAUCAACAACACCAAGUCUUUUGAGGACAUUCACCAGUACAGAGAACAGAUCAAGCGUGUGAAAGACUCUGAUGAUGUACCCAUGGUGCUUGUGGGAAACAAAUGUGACCUCCCAGCACGCACAGUGGACACAAGGCAAGCCCAGGAGCUUGCUCGCUCCUACGGCAUCCCUUACAUUGAGACCUCAGCUAAGACACGACAAGGAGUGGAGGAUGCCUUCUACACACUGGUGAGAGAAAUAAGACAGCACAAACUGAGGAAGCUGAACCCACCUGAUGAGAGCGGCCAGGACUGUAUGAGUUGCAGAUGUGUGGUAUCGUGAUGCAGCUCUCCAUUCCAUGUUGAGGAGAAAUGCUGCAGCAUAAAGUCGAAAAGCGAUGGCUAAAACAACCUAAAGAUGACACAUGAACUUUAACUAAAGGAUGAUGACUGAAGUGAAAGCUCAAAGGAAACCAACACGGCUGACUGAACCAUAGACUCUUUUGAAAAAAGAGGAUUUUUUUUGGACUGUUGCCUGAGUGGCUAGCUGAACUGGAUUGGUCCCAUCUCCUAAUUUCUUACCCUUGUUUUUGUUUUGUUUUGUUUUGGUCUGCAUCGACCUGUGAGCGACACCACUAACGACUUGAAACAAGCUGUGUUGCUCCACGUUCCUCUUGCUAACUUAUUGUUUUAAGUCUCGACACUGGUUGUGAAGAGGGGGUGUUUCCUACUCCCUCCCUCUUGCCUUGAAACCUAAUCCCCCUCUCCCUACAGAGCCUCUGGAAGUACUGACGGACUUUCAUUUGGGAAAACAACUGGAAAGAACUUUUACUUUUGUAUUGUCACACUGCAUAAAUAAUCAGCCUCCACACACUCACUCUACCUGUGCUGGGUUUCCUUGGGCGGCUCCUGUUAUUGGACUUUUCUACUGGAGAAAAAAAUAAAAACAAACAUUUUUUUUUUUUUUGUACUAAUUAGUGUAAACUGUAAAGGAAAAGUGUGGAUUUUUGUUGUGAUUGGUAGAUUUGAAAGCCACUGGAACAGUGCUCAUUUCACACGCCGCCUGCUUCGAUAUUUUUAUUGACCUCUCUUGGAAAUGGUAGAAGGUUCUUUUGGGAUAGAUGUGUUGAAGGGAGAUUACUGAAAUGGGUUGAUUUCAAGGAUGCAGCUGCAUUCACUAAUUACAAAUGUCUCAUUGUGAAAUGUCUUUGCAAAAUAAUAAUUGUGACGGCUAGCGUACGUACGUUCUGGUGCAAUAGAACUCCACCCUCCCAACUCCAAGUGUUGGAAAUACACCUCUUCAGACUUCUUCUCUAUUUCAGUUCGGUUUCACAAGGAAAGUUGCGGUGCGUGCAAAACGUGCAAGUUAAUUUUUUAUUUAUUUUUUUCUCCACAUUUCAUUUCAGUAACUGGUGUUUACAGCUCUUACUCAUGAAUGAUUCCUAUUCUCAGACUGCAAGAUUUGCUUCUUUAAAUCAUAAAGGCUCAGGAACCAAGGUCCAGGAAGGGCUCAUCUAACUUGUCCUGGCAGCCAAAGUAAGGUGUGUCAGAAGUUGGUGUUGCAGACUGUUGUAGCGCACAAGUCCUGCCUCAGAGUCCGUCAGUUUUGUUUUUUUUGUUUGUGUUUGUGUUUUUUUUUUGUUUUUUUUUUUUGCCACAAACACACACACACACACCGUUCUAUCCUCAAGUUCCUCUUUCUCUGCCACCUACAGCUCUUUUAAGAGAGCAACAGCAAGUCAGGUGCUUAUUUUAUGAAACCAUAUUUACUGUACAUGUGGGACUAAUGUGUGAAACAGAUGAUGGAUGGUGGGUUACAGGAGUGUGUUGCUUGGACUUUUUUUUUUUUUAUGCUUCUAGGCUUGUGCUCUCCGUAACUAAUUCGUUUGCUGCCUAAAUGAGACUUAUGUGUUUAUUUUGCUUUAUCUUUUAUCUUUUACCUCACGCUUAGCAGCAAGCUCUACCAGAGGUGAUGUUUGCUAUUUUUUUUUUUUGUUGAUUGAUCUGAAAAUAUAUGAUUGUGUUAAACAAAAUCAUGAAAAAAUAAAACACUACAGGUUAUUAUUAUGUUUUGCUCUUCGGUAAUAGAAUCUUUCUGGAUUGGAUAUUUACUUGUUAAAACACAUGACAUAUAUAUAUAAAAAAUAUACAUUCAAAGAAAAUGUACCGGAUUGAUUUAUCAAAUGUGGAAAUAUCUUGACCACUAUCAAGUUUUGAAAUUUGCUUCACUUGUGGAUCUUGGGCAUAUUUUCAGGUUUCAGUGAAUGACUACAGAUUUUACUUGGCUGCAUUUUAUAUUACAUCUGGUCUUAGCUGAUUGUUGUACAGUCAAAACCAGGAAUAUUGACCAGUCUGAUUAUCACGAGGAUUCUGGUGGCCAGUUUGUUUUUAAUUACUUGUUCAUUUCUCCUCCAGAGAAAAGACACAAACUGUGAAUGUGCUUGGGUCUUUUAGAUUUGGUUUGAAAGACACUUUGUGUUAAGAUUAUGGAAAUGAUGUAGGGGAUUAUCAUUGACCCCCACCUUGGGCCGUGUUGUUUAAUUAGGGGGGUGGAAAAAAUAGAGUUUGUAACAUAAAGUUACAGUUGUGGUGAACCCCCCUCCACCCCUUUAUUUUUAUUUUUACAACAGUUCACCUAUAGUAUAAUUAUAGUCUCACAAAUCUAUGCACACAACCCCUUCCACCCCCCAUCACAUUAGAAAAAGCAGCAGCAUGUUGUUGCAAAACUCGGCCAUCAAAUCACCUACAUCAUACGGACUUGUUUAAAGCCUUGGCAAGCAUGACAAAGACUGUAUGGACCAUUGAGAUGGGGCAGGUGAUGGUUUGCACAAAUGUAAUGAGCUCAAAAGCUCAUUUCUCCCCUUGCAAACCGUGGAAUAGAGGCGUGAAAGAAUUUUGUGAAAAUGUCAGCUGUGUAGCUAUUUAAAAUGUAUUUACUCUUUAAAAACAAUGUGGCAAAUGUAUUGCAGGACAAGAAUAAAGAUGUCAAGAUGAAUCUUUC